Eleginops maclovinus (Patagonian blennie) is the source of this 1512-nucleotide messenger RNA. Its product is annotated as doublecortin domain-containing protein 2. The transcript has 11 exons. The coding region runs from base 120 to 1346 and encodes 408 amino acids. NCBI's taxonomy places the organism in Eukaryota, Metazoa, Chordata, Actinopteri, Perciformes, Eleginopidae. Gene Ontology annotation, biological process: intracellular signal transduction. The record is from RefSeq and is a predicted model, not a curated record. Gene Ontology annotation, cellular component: microtubule; microtubule organizing center.
UGGAAGAAGUACUUUCGGAUGCUAUCUCCAGUUACUCAGGAGGCUCAACACGCCUACCAGUGACACAUUUACUUUGGACACCAAACUUCGUUGUUUGUUUGUUCAAACAAACUUCAAGUAUGCCGGGGACAGCAGUGAGAGGGGAUCUGCCUCCGACCAAAACAAUAAUUGUCUACAAAAACGGAGAUGCUUUCUUUCCUGGGAGGAGAUUAGUUGUGAAUCCGCGGCAGUUGUCAACUUUUGAUAGUUUUCUGACAUUUUUGACCAGAGGGCUUGAGGCUUCUGACGCCGUCCGAAAGCUGUACACUCCCAUCGAGGGCCACAAGGUUCAGCAUUUGGACGACUUGAAGCAUGGCAGCGUGUAUGUGGCAGCCGGGAAAGAGCAGUUCAAAAAGCUAGACUAUUCUGCAAUUACAACCAAGAAGCCACAGAAUAAGAAAAGAGAACAGAUCCGACCUGUUGUUCACAGCAGUUUAGUAGUUUCUGCUCGCUGGAAGAAAGCAACUGAUGAGUCUUGCACCAUAAAUGUCUUUACCAACGGAGAGGUUUUGGUUGCUGCAGUUCGAAUUCGGAUCCCAAAGUAUACUCUUAGAAGCUGGGAACAUGUGUUAACCAUGGUGACAGAGAAAGUGCGACUUCGCACUGGUGCUGUUCACAGGCUUUGCACAUUAGGUGGGCGUCCUGUCUGCGGUCUCACUGAACUGGAGAACAACCAGUACUAUGUCGCAGUUGGUGCAGAAAAGUUUAAAGCUCUCCAAUAUGAUCACUGCAACCCCUGGAGGGAUGUUAUCAAGGACAACAACAGGAUUGAAGGCCAAAACACCCUGCCUGCUGUUGGAAAGACAAGACAUCCAAAGUUUGCUCACACAGGCUUUAGAGAGGACCUUGAGCACACAGCUAGGGGCCAGAUGAAGAAACAAGCCAAACCGGAGAGAACCAAACAACAGAGGCAGGUGUCCAGAAACCCAGUUCUCUGCUCUACAGGGGAGGGCAGUGUGUUCAAUGCACAAAACAAAAGAAGUGAGAUGGCAGGAGCAGCCGAAGUGCAGGAAGACGACCAGUUAAAGGUGGACCUGCCUAUUGAUCAGGUUGAGGCCAAGAUAGUAGACGAGGAGUACGAAGAGGGAAGUUGUUCUGCGAGUCCCUGCAAGGCCUCCCUCCAUGAUUCACACAGCUUUUGUCUGCAGAGGUCUUUGUCUGCAGCUUCCAGGAAGGAUGUAAGCACCCUAUUUAGCAGACUUUCAUCGAGGAAAGGAGAAACAAGCACAGGGAGCAGUACCGGUGCUGGAGACACAGGAUUUAAGACUCCUGAGAAUCUGGAUCUCCGGCUGUGUGGCCCUUCUUGACCUGACUCACGUGAAGAUUGAAUAUUCCCUGGAAAAAGGUUGAGUUAAUGAAGAGUAUUGAGCCGCAGCCUGAUCAAGAAGUAGGCCAGAAUGGAUGCUACUGCAGAUUAAUGAAGUACCGGAGAUAAGAGUGGAUUGAAUUUGCAUAAGAGACUCUAUAAUAAUU